Mesorhabditis belari is the source of this 1497-nucleotide messenger RNA. NCBI's taxonomy places the organism in Eukaryota, Metazoa, Nematoda, Chromadorea, Rhabditida, Rhabditidae. The record is from the annotation of a GenBank genome assembly.
AUGUCAGAGAGUUGGCCACAAAAUGCUUCGAACGAAUCGGUUCUUCCUCCAGUCAUUGCUUGGCGUCACCCCUUGCUAGCGAUUCUUUUGGGAUGUUUCUGUGUGAUCACCGUUGCCGGGAAUUGUCUCGUCGUGUUGGCAGUAUGCACAAAGAGAUAUCUCAGGAAUCCCACUGGCUAUUUGAUCAUUUCACUUGCAAUCGCCGAUUUGAUUGUCGGCUUGGUGGUGAUGCCGUUGAAUUCUCUUUACGAAAUGACAAGCCACGUUUGGAUUUUGGGUCUAACAAUGUGCGACAUUUUCCACGCCUUGGACAUUCUCGCCUCAACAAGUUCGAUCUGGAAUCUGUGCAUUAUCAGCCUUGAUCGAUACAUGGCUGGCAAAGAUCCAAUCGGAUAUCGAGAUAAAGUCUCGAAGCGGCGAAUCCGAAUCGCUAUUCUAUUCGUGUGGAUUGUUUCCGCAGGCCUUUCAUUCCCAGCUAUUGCCUUUUGGCGUGAGACAACUCCGCAUCUCUAUGAGAAUCCGUAUCAAUGCAUUUUCACGGACUCGGUGCUGUAUUUGAGUUUCUCUUCGCUAAUCACUUUCUACAUUCCGUUGGGGUUGAUUUUGUUCGCCUAUGGGAAAGUGUACGUGAUAGCGACGAGGCAUUCAAGAGGAAACAUCAGUGGCAUUAAAAAGAUCAAAGGUGGCAAAAGCGGAGAAGGAAGUCCGAUGUUGGGCGGCGAUGAUGGGUCAGCUUUGCGAGUUCAUUUCGGUCGAGGCAUCGGCAGAGGGAAACGGAGUGCAAAAGGAACGGCAACCGGGAAACUUUUGCUGGCACAGCUCCCAUGUAAAGUCGUUCAUCCACCAAAGAAAGACUCGAUUGGCAAUUACAGCACGAGCUCGUUCCGUGUUGUCUCCAAAAACGAGGAAGAGCAACAAUUGUUGAGAGCAAAUGGACAUGGGAGGACACAAUCACCAUUGGCAAAAACGCAAUCUGCUCACAAUUUCUUUGCCGGUGAUCGAAUGGAAAGAGAAGAAGAAAGUGCAUUGAUUGUGACAACAAUCCCUUCAUCUCCUUUGCCGUCAAAUGAACCAACUCCUCGUUCAUCUAGAAGACCGAUCAGGAAAAGAGUUGGAGUCAGGGAGAAGAGUCGACAAAUGAUGAAAUAUGUGCACGAACAAAGAGCAGCUCGAACGCUUUCAAUCGUUGUUGGAGCUUUCAUCCUUUGUUGGACUCCAUUUUUUAUCUUCUCUCCAAUCGCAGCUCUAUGUGGAUCGUGUUUCUCUAACAAAGAGACUAUGUUCACUAUUUUUACAUGGGCAGGCCACCUUAACUCGAUGUUGAAUCCAUUGAUCUAUUCACGAUUCUCGAGGGAUUUCCGGAGAGCUUUCAAGCAGAUUCUGACAUGUCAUCGAGAGAGAAAGACAAAAGCAGCCAUCCGUACUCCCCUUUCGUUGGUCUUCACACAAUUGAUCUCAAUCACGCAAUUCUGGGAGCAACCAGAAGAAGAAGAACGA